GUAGCGAAGUUUUAUGCAGCUGAAAUUGUAUGCGCACUGGAAUUCAUGCACGAAUGUUCGAUUAUUCACCGUGAUCUAAAACCAGAAAAUAUUUUAAUUACUGCUAAAAGACAUAUUAUGCUAUCUGAUUUUGGCACUGCCAAAAUUAUUGGUGCAGAAGUUGGUAUGACUUCAACAAUUGACCAUAAAAGCGAUCGUAACAAUUCUUUUGUUGGUACUGCUGAAUAUUUUUCUCCUGAAGCUUUGAAGGAUUGGGAAAUUGGACCUGCAUGCGAUUAUUGGGCAUUGGGAGCAAUCAUCUUUCAAAUGAUAUCGGGAACACCGCCGUUUCGUGGCAUAAAUCAUUACCACAUCUUCCAAAGGAUUCAAAAAUUGGAUUAUUCAUUUCCGAGCGGCUUUCCGGAAUUGUCGAAGGAUUUAGUGUACGACCCAAAGAAGCGCCUUGGUUCAAAUGAAAUGGCGCAUAAUUUUUUCUCCAUGAUCGAAUGGGAAAAUCUUCCUUCAAUGACGCCGCCUCCAUUAAAAGCCUAUGUUCCCGCUAGCGCUGGUGAACCUGCUUACCAUAGCGAUUUCAUUAAUCCUGAAGAUAUUGAACCAGGCUUUGAUUCUGCUACGAAAAGUCGUUUAAUGGGUGCUAGCGUUAAAGAGUUUCUUUCCCAGUUAGUUUCAUUUUUUAAUCUAAAAUCUCAUGUUUUGCUUUCUAGAGCAGCUAUUGAAGCGAAACAAGCUGAGCGGCAAAGGCGAUUAGAAGAACAAAAUCAAAAUAAUCCUUACCACCAUAUUGUCGGUGAACGUCUCAUUCUCAAAUCUGGCCUUCUAAUUAAGAAAAAAGGUUUAUCUUAUCGUCGUCGGAUCUUCUUGUUGACAGAGGGACCUCAUAUUCAUUAUGUUGAUGAGGCAACAAAAGAACAUAAAGGCGAGAUCCCAAUGUGUAAAAAAUUGCGAACUGAAGGGAAAAAUUUCAGAGCUUUUUUCGUUCAUACGCCAUAUCGCACAUAUUACUUAUUCGAUCCGGCGGAAAGAGCGAUGGAAUGGUGUGAUGCAAUCGAUGACCUCCGUAAUCGUUAUAUGGAUAUCCUCCCUGAAACAAGCGACCCUCCAAAAAGCAAGAGAUAUAGAGUUUUAUUUCUAGACAAGAAAAGAUAUUAG
Messenger RNA from Dracunculus medinensis (Guinea worm), 1149 nucleotides. The record is from the annotation of a GenBank genome assembly. NCBI's taxonomy places the organism in Eukaryota, Metazoa, Nematoda, Chromadorea, Rhabditida, Dracunculidae.